CAGACAGUUUAAGUGACUUGCCCAAGGUCACACAGCUUUUUUUCUUAUAAGGCUAAUUAUUACAAGGCACAUGUCAGUGAAUCAGCAAGAUCUAGAUCCAGACAGUACUACAGACAUGGAAGAUGUUACAAAUGCUGAAGAAGAACUUAUUAAAGAAUGUGAAGAAAUGUGGAAAGAUAUGGAAGAAUGUCAGAAAAAAUUAUCACUUGUUGGAACUGAGACACUCACUGAUUCAAAUGCUCAGCUGUCAUUAUUAAUUAUGCAAGCGAAAUGUUUGACUGCUGAACUCAAUCAAUGGCAGAAAGAAAGUCCUGGAAUAAUUCCACUGAAUGAAGAAGUUCUUGUAACAUUAGGCAAAGAAGAGUUCCAAAAAUUGAGACAUGAUCUUGAAUUGGUGCUCUCUACUAUUCAGUCAAAGAAUGAAAAGCUAAAGGAAGACUUGGAAAGGGAGCAACAGUGGUUGGAUGAACAACAACAGAUACUGCAAUCUCUUAAUGUACUACACAAUGAAUUGAAACAUCAGGUUGUGACAUUUUCUGAAUCAAGAAUCUUUGAUGAGCUGAAAACUAAAAUGCAUGAUAUAAAAGAAUAUAAGGAGAAACUCUUGAUUACCUUGGGUGAGUUUCUGGAAGAUCAUUUUCCUCUGCCUGAUAGAAAUGUGAAAAAGAAAAAGAAAAAGAAAAACAUUCAAGAAUCAACUGCACAGCUGAUAACACUGCAUGAAAUGUUAGAGAUUCUUUUAAAUAGAUUAUUUGAUGUUCCACAUGAUCCAUAUGUCAAAAUUAGUGAUUCUUUUUGGCCACCUUAUAUUGAGCUGCUCCUUCGUAAUGGAAUUGCCUUGAGACAUCCAGAAGAUCCAACCCGAAUACGAUUAGAAGCCUUCCAUCAGUAAAAGGAUGGUCUCUUUUUUUCACACAGUACUUAAUGAAUCUUGUCAUUCAAGGAUAAUAGAAACACUGAGGAUUUACUUGGAUAAAGAAUGUUAUUUGCAAAUCAAAGUACAUAGUCCCUCUUCCUUUUAUCCAUAAAAUGACCUGUGCCAUCUACUAUUCAUUUAUAAAUGGUUCUUUCAAUUCAUUCAGUGCUUUGGUGUGUUCAACUGGAUGGAAAAGAAUGCAAGUAAAAAUAUUCUAGACUUAAUCAUUAUAAAAGUUUUGAUAUACCUUCUGCAGUAUUCUUUGGAAAAUUCUUUGUUAAUUUAUAAUAUUGCUUAUGUAAUUUUCUCCUUUUGAAAUUUAUGACAGUUUAUUUUAUGCAUUUUGAGUUCCAUUUGGUGCUUAUGUCUUUAAAUUUAGGAAUUAUAAUGGAAAGGCCAUUUAAUUUGCAGGUGGUUUUUAAAUUGACAGUAUCUGAUGUAGAUGGAAUACAUAAUUUAAAAGUAGUAAAUCUGUUCCAUGUAUACUGCCUUAUUUCUAGAUUUGUUAAAAAUUGGAACAGAAACUAAUGGAUAAGGGUAGCAUGAAAACUAUAUUUUAGUAUGUAUUAUAUACCAAGUGAUAUUAUAUAUUAAACCAUUCUUGAUUGUUAGUUAUUGUUAACAAAAUUGUGUUGAUAAAAUUUUGUUAA
Leptonychotes weddellii (Weddell seal) is the source of this 1566-nucleotide messenger RNA. RefSeq names its product centromere protein K (gene CENPK). NCBI's taxonomy places the organism in Eukaryota, Metazoa, Chordata, Mammalia, Carnivora, Phocidae. Gene Ontology annotation, cellular component: nucleus. Gene Ontology annotation, biological process: mitotic sister chromatid segregation; proteolysis; kinetochore assembly. Gene Ontology annotation, molecular function: metalloendopeptidase activity. The record is from RefSeq and is a predicted model, not a curated record.